Thecamonas trahens ATCC 50062 is the source of this 1827-nucleotide messenger RNA. RefSeq names its product latex allergen Hevea brasiliensis. The record is from RefSeq and is a predicted model, not a curated record. Lineage: Eukaryota; Apusomonadida; Apusomonadidae. Gene Ontology annotation, biological process: lipid metabolic process. Bases 1 to 1827 code for a protein of 608 amino acids. The transcript has a single exon.
AUGCUGGUGCGAAGGGCAGGAAGCAAGUCAAGCGUCAGCUCGGCUCCAGACACGCCGUUUCAUUUUGAUGCUCUCGAAGCCCGCGCCAUGGCCCUUGAGGUCGAAGUCGUCGGUUGCCGUGAGCUCCGGGCGCCGCCGGCAACAUCGCUGAUGGGCAUGACCUUCUCCCACAUCCAUCCCUAUGUCCAGCUGGCUCUGACAAGCCCGCCGCGAGAGGCCGAGCCUGUAGCGGAUGCCGAUGUUGGUGCCGGAGACGGAGUCGAGACCAGCGGCGCCGAGGCCGCCGUCAACCCGCCAGAGACUCCCGCGCGCAUCAAGCGUAAGCGCAACCCACUGGAGAAGGCCGUGGUGACCAAGCACGUCAAGGAUCACGACAACUCGCCGGUGUAUGGCGAGCGGUUUGUGUUUCCGCUCGAUGAGGAGGCAUCGCUCCGCGUUCGGGUCUUCGAUCACUCGAGCCUUUCGUCGAAGCACACCGUGCUUGGCGUGGCAGACGUCCCGCUCGCGCGCAUUGUUCGCGACAUCCAGCGUCAGCAAGGCAACUCUGGCCUCGAGUGGCUCUCAACCUGGUUCUGGCUCGGGCCGGAGACCCAGGCUAUGGGCCGGGUCUACCUCAACUUUCGCGUCCUGCCAUGGGCCAAGCUGCUAGAGCAGCGGCGGCGGUCGCAGCGGUCGAACAAGCCGCCGGCGCCGCUGCCGCAGGCCCAACGGCCCGCUGGCGUCGCAUCGCAGGUUGAAGACAGUCUCGGGUGGGAGAUCCCGUGGCACAAGACGGCCCAGCUGCCGUCGACCGAUCCAGUUGCCCCGCCGCCCAAGUUCCGCAUCCUCUCGCUCGACGGAGGUGGCAUCCGCGGCAUCCUCACUGCUGUCGUCCUCCACCGGCUGCUGGCAAAGCACCCGCUGCUACUGCAGGAUGUUGAUCUCAUUGCGGGCUGCUCUACCGGCGGCAUCAUUGCUAUCAUGCUGGCGUGCGGGUACUCGCCUGCGCAGGUAGCGGCCAUUUACGAGGCGCACUGCCCGUCGAUCUUCAGGUCGGACCCGAUCCGCCGGUUCUCGCCGUUCUCGGCCAAGUACUCGGACAAGGUCAAGUACAAUGCGUUCAAGGACUACGUUGGAAGCGUCAAGCUUGGUGAGCUCGGCAAGCACGUCAUGGUGCCGGCGUUCCGGCUGGAUGGACGGACCGGGCACUCGGACGAUGCCGAAGCCCGGUCGAUCUUCCCGUCGCCAACCUGGCGGCCGGCGCUCUUCUCUAACUUGCCGGCAUACUCGGGCCCGGCCGAGCAUACUGGCGCCGUCUCGACGGCGGUCGGGCCGGACAACAAGAUGUCGGCCAUGGACGUGGCCAUGAUGACUUCUGCGGCGCCGACCUACUUUCCGCCGUUCCGCUCUGACUCAUACCUCCGCGACACGUACUUUGUCGAUGGCGGUGUGUGCAUCAACAAUCCAGCACAGGCUGCCGUGGCUCGGGUCGUCUCGCUCUACCCGCACGUCACGAUGGACAACACGGUGGUACUCUCUCUCGGCGCCGGCGUCUUCAACAUCAACCUCUCGUUUGAGGAGGAAGAGGACACCGACUUUGGCAUCCGCCAGUGGGCACCGCACCUCCUAGAUCUUGCCAUGGAUGGCGACCGGCUCCUCACCGACUACCUCAUGCGGCUGACAAUGGGCGAGCGGUACCACCGACUCGAUCCGCUCCUCCCACGGCAGAUCCCGCUCGACUCGGUCGAUGACAUGGACGAGCUCGUCUCCAUCGCCAUGAAUGUCGACCUCUCGGCCACCCACGCUUUUCUUCAAGACACCUUCCUCCGUCGGCCUGCCCAUCCGUAG